UGGCAGGCCACUCCUUUCUUCUCAUUUGUCUCCUCCAGCCUCCCUCCUCACCUCUUCCCUUCACUCAUUUUUACUAACAUGGCCUUCACGGGGAAAUAUGAGCUGGAGACUCAAGAAAACUAUGAGGAGUUCCUGGAGGCAAUCGGUAGCAGACUUCUCAAUGCCAAGACAGACUACAAAGUGGUGACAGAGAUAUUUCAGGAUGGUAACGACUUCACCUGGACACAGAUCAUCCCUAAGUGGACCUGGUCCAAUAAGUUCACUGUCGGAAAGGAGUGCGAGCUGGAGACAAUGAUGGGCUCCAAAUUCAAGACCACAGUCACCAUGGAGGGAGGCACGAUUUCAAUGCAGUUUCCCCAAUACCUUUUCACAGCAGAGAUCAGCGAGGAUAAACUUAUAAUGAAUUGCACAACCCCAGGACCAAAGGGUGUGACUUUCAACAGAGUCAACAAGAGGAUCUAACGCUGCAAAUCCCAACAUGCCCCGACAAAAAUAUUCCGUUUCCAAACGGGGCAAAUCUCCACCUGAGGAAGCUGUAGGAGACACAGGCAGAUGAUGGAAAAUACUUGAUCCCCGCUGAUGACGUUGAACAACAAACAGACUAAAGAAUAGCAUUACUAAGCUCUGCCAUGAAUUACUGUUGCCAUCUCGAAUGCUCAAAAGGCCGGGCAUUAUUUUGUACUGCACUCUUGAUCAACGAACUCUUGAACUCCACAACAUGUGUUGAUGUUCAGUUUUGUCUUAUUAAAAAUGUGCAAACCCUAAAUAUGGUCGAGAAUUGUGUAAAACACAUUGAUGCAUUUCAUAAAAUGAAAAUGAUUUUCGUAUAUGUUGAUUGUGACCUGCCCUUUGGUGAUAAUCAACUGGAGUUUUUUUUUAAAAGAACAAUCUAUGAAUCAUUUAAGAAUGUAAUACUGAGAUGGGCAGGCAAGGCAAAAGCAAAUUUAUUUGUAUAGCACAUCUCGGCACCAAGGUAAUUCAAACUGCUUUGCAUAAAAAAGAAAAGGCAUUAAGACAAAAUGUAAAAGCAACAUAAGGCUAUAAAAAGACAUUUAAACACAAAUCUACUACUACUACUUUCGGCUGCUCUCGUUGGGGGUCGCCACAGCGGAUAAAAGGAGUAAA
Molecule: messenger RNA, 1125 nt
Organism: Lampris incognitus (smalleye Pacific opah)
Lineage: Eukaryota; Metazoa; Chordata; Actinopteri; Lampriformes; Lampridae
Product: gastrotropin-like
Exons: 4
Coding region: 79-462 (127 amino acids)
Biological process (GO): fatty acid transport
Cellular component (GO): cytosol; nucleus
Molecular function (GO): fatty acid binding
Source: RefSeq, a predicted model, not a curated record